GCAGCUCCGGGAGCCGGAGGUACGGGGUCGGGUGGCCGGCGGCCGCCGCGCUCGCCUGACCUGCGUGCCCCACUGGCCGCGCCGGGUUGCCCCGAAGGAUGUCCGCCCAGUCCAAGGGAACCGCAUCCUCCUCGUCGUCGCCGUCCGAGGGGCCGCCGGCAGCCUCCAAAGCCAAGGUGAAGGAGCAGAUCAAGAUCAUAGUGGAGGAUUUGGAAUUAGUCCUGGGGGACCUGAAAGACGUGGCCAAGGAACUUAAGGAGGUGGUUGACCAGAUUGACACACUGACAUCUGACCUGCAGCUGGAGGAUGAGAUGACAGACAGUUCCAAAACGGACACCCUCAACAGCAGUUCCAGCAGCACAACAGCUUCCAGCUUGGAGAAGAUCAAGGUGCGGGGCAGUGCACCACUCAUCAAGCCACCUGCACACCCCUCUGCUAUCCUCACUGUGCUGCGGAAGCCAAAUCCGCCCCCGCCACCACCGCGACUGACACCUGUCAAGUGUGAUGAACCUCCGAGGCUGCCUCCUUCAGCCAACACUGUCAAGACUAACGGUACCCUGCUGCGAAAUGAGGGCUUGCCAACUGGGCCCAACCGCAUCCCAAACGGCGAUUUAUGUUGUAUACCGAACAGUAGUGUGGAGAAAUCCGCCGCAAUGCAGCCUCUGAUGCACAGACCUGAGAAGGAGCGGUGUCCUCAGGCGGGAGCGAGGGAGCGGGUACGAUUUAGCGAGAAAGUGCAGUACCACGGCUAUUGUCCCGACUGUGACGUUCGGUAUAACAUUAAAAACAGGGAGGUGCACUUGCAUGGUGAACCUGUCCGUGUUAUGGGAAAACUGCCACAUCAGUGCCCUCCCCCACCACCUCCACCACCUCCACUGCCUCCAUUUCCUCUGGAAAAUGGAGGGCUGGGAAUAAGUCCUAGUAAUAGCUUUCCUCCUCCAAGACCUGUGACUGUGCCUCCACAAACUGCACCAAAACCCCAGAAGACCAUCUUGAGGAAAUCAACCACUACAACAGUGUGAUAUAUGCCACUUGAACCAGCUCUUUGUUUUUUCCUAUAUAUAAACAUAAAUAAAUGAUGAGCACUUUCUACUUGAGCAAUAAAAAGACCCAAUAUAUUACUCCCUAUGUCCAGUGAAGUGGCAUAAAAAUCACAUGCACCUUCAGGCUUGAAGGAGUAUCUGUAUCUGGAGGCACAUCAGUUAAUUGCUUGCAUAUCAGAAUUGUCAGUGUGACUUCUCGCAUACAGGAUCUGAGAAGUAACCAGGAACUUGGCCCUUCAUAAAGAAUGGAAAAGCCCUUCAAGUCAGAGCACAAAUGAUCAUAAGUGUAAUCUGCAUUGAAUCAUCUUUCUCAGAUCUGACAACUACAAGCUGAGUCCUGGCAAAAGCCACAGCCUUAAAUUCCAUUUAGUGGAAAAGAAGAAUAAAAAGUACUAAAUGUCUUGCUCUGUUGCAGAAACUGCUCUCUGCAUGCCUGACACUUGAGUUCUGUGCUUAGCAAACAGAGUAACAAUGCGUUUUUCAUGGGUCCAGCCAGCAUCCAAAAAUGUUUCAAUAUGUAGCCAAAAGGAAAAAUGAAGCACUUAUGUGAUAGCAGAAAAUUAAUGCAUUUACUGUAACGGAGGAAUGUUACUGUCUGUGGGGAAAGAAGACCUCUGUCAUCCCUUGUACAUAAUCAAAGCCAUACAGGAAGCGGGCAUCGGUGAUGUAAAAUUACUUAAAAGGAUGCUGUCUCCUGUCAUUCACCCAACUUUGAAGAAGUUCAGCUCUUAGAGAUUGCAUCUCAAUGCACUUCUAGUAUUUGCACUGUCACUUCCAUUCAGGGUAAUGUUGUGCGCCACCAUUUGCACAGAUGCCCCAGAUUUUUGACCACAACAAGCUAUAUUUUCCUGGGGCUUGAAAUGGAAUAAAAAAGUUAGAACUGAUGAAAAAAACAUUUGCGCUCUCUUUCACUAUGGGGAUCUCUUCGCAGAAAGGACUAUGAUCCUUUCUUAGAUUUAAAUAAAUACAUACAUAUACAUGCGUAUAUAUAUGUAUAUAUACAUACAUGAAAAAGUGUCAACGUGGUAAGGUGUAUUUUAAAAGGGGAUACAAUCUUUUUUGAUAGCUUUUUUUUUUUUUAUCAUAUUAGCAGCUGAUAAUUGUAGUCUAUUGAAUUAUGCAUUCAAAAUGUUCCUAUUGAGCAUUGACAUUAUAGUCCCAGUUAUUGUUAAAGAUGUCAUUUAUAAUAUGUAUUUGACAUAACUCUUUUCUAGCCAUUUGUCUACACUUCAUGGAGCAGUCUAACAGACAAGUGACAUUUUCAGUUUAUUUUUCUAAAUAAAUGUAUUGUUUAUAUUAUUUGCAGUUACUCAUUUUGGCUGUUUUUCAUUAUCUUCGAAAAUUAAGACCGAACCAAAACACAGGAAUUGUUAGCAUUAAGCUGUAAUGAUUUGCUGACUGAAAGCUUUAAUAUAAAUACUGUAAUUUCUAAAAUGAUGAAGUAUAUUUAUAUAGGCAAAAUAUGUAUGGAAAACAAGAGGAGGUAUUUUAACUCUUAAUUUCAGAACAUAGUUUAUUUUAUUAUCCACAGAAAGAAAUCUAUAUAAAGCGAUAGAUUUUUUUAUUAUCAGUGAGUUUUAGCAGGUAAAGAUUUGGAUAUUUAAGAAUGAAAGGAAUGUAGUCUAAUAAUGGUUGUUUUCCAAAUUGCACAGAGACUUUCUGUCACCUGUCUCAUUCAAAAAGUGGUUUAGCUUUCUGGGGUCUGGGGUUUUUUGGGGUGUGUGUGUGCGUGUCUUACACGUGUUUGUUUGUUUUUUUUCUUGGUUGUUACAGCAUAUUUACAAGGCCAUGAAGGUCGUACUAUCUGAUCACAAACAAUUUGAGAAGAUACAGAAUAAGAGGUUGUUCCUCAAAACAAUCUACAGGUCACAUUUAAGAACAAUCAUUAUCAUCCAUCUUCUGCAGUGUUUUGUUAUGAAGUAAUCAUCAAUGUUAGAGUUGUUCUGAAUAAAAAUAUAUUUUCCCUUUUUCCUUAGUCCUUUAGCCUGUGUGUAAUUUGAGGACAAAAGCAAAGCAUGUAAUUCACAGAUCACUUAAGCUAUUCAUCUUAAAUUCAGCCAUAUGUAUCUGAUUUAUAAAGCCAAAUAUGUAUUGCUUUAUUUUUCAUUGCUUUAUGGAACCGAUUAAGUGUUCACUAACAGAAGAAUGAUCUUUCAGCAGCAAAAAAAUUGAAAAUGGAAGUAUUUUUUAUUCUGUGGAUUAACUUUGUAAAGAGCAGGCAUCUUCAAGAUGUGUUGCUCUGCUCUAAUGUGUGAACUAGUCUCUGUGUGUUUGUGUGUGUGCACAAAUGUGCACUGCUCCUUGCUGAUGAAAUGCCAGCUCUGCUGAAGCAAGUGCUGCAAUUCCUGUUACUGCAAAAGAUGCUUGUGGUUUUGUAUUUUUUUGGGGAAAAGACCUGAAAUCUGUCUUUGCUUGUGAUUCUGAAGCCAUAAAUAGCUUUUACAAUUUGUCAGGAAUUCACAAAAUGAAAUAAUUAAGUGAAUGUUAACCUCUGUUUUGCAAAACUUGGGAUCGUGUAUGUCAUGGUUUGGCUUUUCUUGAAGUUAGAGGUCAGUUUCCAUUGGUGUAAUGGAUAAACAGAAUCUUUGUUAAAGAGCAACAACUGUGGGUUUUUUUCCACCACAUUUUAGGCUAUGGUUGAUUCACAGUCUUCUAAUUUUACUUUUGUUUCUGUAUCAUUGGAACAAUGUAUUUGGAGACACAACUUGCAUGUGUUUGAUUUUGCCCCCUUUUUGGAUAUUCUGUAUUUAAAACUUGGAGAGCUUUCUCUUUAAGAUUAAUAUUCAGAGUUCUUUAAAGAAGGCACAGCAUUAUCAAAACAGUAAGAAAAGUUCAGAAUGAUAAUUUGAACACUUCUGUUACUAUCUGAUUGUAAUCAUUGGAGAGCUCUGUUGUUUUUUUUUCUUUUGUUAACAGAAUACAUUCACAUUUAAUAUAAAGUUGUCCCAAAUCUCCAGUGAAAUAAUUAAUUACUGGCAAGUAUAUUUCUGCUAUAUUGAGUUCUAGAUCAGCCUGUAUGUGAAACUUUUACUGUAUAGAAAACCAGAUGAAACAAUGUACAGUUUUCUUCAGAGAUAUGAAAAACUGGGACCUGUUUGCAGAAGUGGUUUUACACAAUGUGUGCAAUACAAAACUAAAUGUACUAAAUGUACAAACAUGUACACCUAAUUCAAGUGACAAAUGUAGCUGGAAGAGGACACCACAAAUCAUGAUACUCAUCAAUUACAUGCUGUAUUUACAGCUCUGUGUUAAAUGGACUUUCAUGUUGGAAAGUAAAAAUAAGUGCAUGUGCACACAGGUGCAUACGUGCACUCACAUGUAUCAUGUCUUACUCUACUACCAGUGACACUGGGGUAAAUCCCAGAUUUUUUUGAUAGUUGGAUUAUCUUAUUAAACAAUUUUGGGUUUAA
Molecule: messenger RNA, 4453 nt
Organism: Pogoniulus pusillus (Red-fronted tinkerbird)
Lineage: Eukaryota; Metazoa; Chordata; Aves; Piciformes; Lybiidae
Gene: PRR16
Product: proline rich 16
Exons: 3
Coding region: 99-1022 (307 amino acids)
Biological process (GO): positive regulation of translation; positive regulation of cell size
Source: RefSeq, a predicted model, not a curated record